Molecule: messenger RNA, 954 nt
Organism: Hibiscus syriacus
Lineage: Eukaryota; Viridiplantae; Streptophyta; Magnoliopsida; Malvales; Malvaceae
Exons: 2
Coding region: 50-802 (250 amino acids)
Source: RefSeq, a predicted model, not a curated record
ACAAAAGAAAACCACUCGCUUCCUCUUUCUCAAGAAACCCUCUUCGGCUAUGGCUGCCGAAGUUAGUUCUUUACAUAGACUUUUAAGCGGGUACAAGGAUGAUCGAAUGGUGGCGAAUGAAUCCGGUGGAGCAAAAUCAACGGCUUUGAUCACCAGAGACUUGCUCGGAGGCGGAGACUCAGCCGUGAUCGAUAUGAAAAAUGAUCAAUCAGAAGAACCUGAACUUGACCUUCAAGUCCCUAAUGGAUGGGAAAAGCGCCUAGACUUGAAGUCUGGCAAAGCGUACUUGCAAAGAUGCAAUUCAUCAAAUUCUUCACAAUCAUCGGAUGGAACCAAACACCAAAACAAUCAAACAGUGUCGAAGCUUCAAGAUUUGAACUUCCCACUGUCGCCCUCUAAACCUUUGCUAAACCUUCUCGACGAGACAAACUUAGAACUGAAACUACUCUCAUCAUCCUCUCCCGGCUAUCAAAGUGUGUGCACACUCGACAAAAUAAAAUUCGCACUCGAAAGGGUGGAGAAAAAUCCAAUCAAGAAUCGAUCAUCUUCAUCGUCGUCGUCAUCAUUGUGGAAGUCAUCCUUGUCACCUUCGUAUGCUUCAUCAUCAUCUUUGAUCAAAGAUUCACUUUACGGUGUCGGUGAUCAAGAGAGGUUGUUUGCAUCGCCGGUUGCAGCCGGCUGCCCCGGAUGCUUAUCUUAUGUGAUGGUAAUGAGACAUUACCCUAGAUGCCCUAGGUGCAAUACUGUUGUCCCAAUGCCAGCUUCCAAGAAGCCUCGCCUUGAUCUCAAUAUAUCAAUUUGAGACCCGGGGGGGGGGGGGGGGGAAUUAAGUUAGUCUACCUUUGAUGUCCAAUGCUUGACUAUAAUUUUGUAAAUGAGCACAUAUAUAUUGGAAAAGGAUGACAAAGACCAAAAAGGAAGAUAUAAUUUUAAUAUUCACAUAUUUUUUGGUCC